Molecule: messenger RNA, 2800 nt
Organism: Cloeon dipterum
Lineage: Eukaryota; Metazoa; Arthropoda; Insecta; Ephemeroptera; Baetidae
Gene: SCAR
Product: wiskott-Aldrich syndrome protein family member 3 SCAR
Exons: 9
Coding region: 222-2042 (606 amino acids)
Biological process (GO): positive regulation of Arp2/3 complex-mediated actin nucleation; actin cytoskeleton organization
Cellular component (GO): SCAR complex; cytoskeleton; lamellipodium
Molecular function (GO): Arp2/3 complex binding; actin binding; protein kinase A regulatory subunit binding
Source: RefSeq, a predicted model, not a curated record
CGCUGGUAUGAUAUGCCGCUCCGGGUCCGAGUUGCAGUAAAAGCAAAGCACCCAUCUCCCAUCUCAUCUUGCUGAAAAGUGUUUUGCUCUUCUUGUGUCUCCGUUCCCACGAGUGAUUUGUUCGUCGAAUUCGACGUACAUCGCUGUCCAAACUCUUCGGACAACAACCGUAACGAUGACCGUACACCCUUGUCGGACGCAGCACUAGAUAAGCGUUAAAAAUGCCUCUUCCGAAGCGGCAGGUGGAGCCCAUCCAUGUGUCUCGCAACACCCUGCCCGGCGACAUGCCGGUGCCGAGCGAGCUGGAGGCCGUCACCAACGGCACACUGGCCAACACAGUGCGCCAACUAUCUAGUCUGAGCAGACAUGCCGAGGACCUUUUCGGGGAGCUGCAGAAGGAGGCGGCCACGCUGGCCGCGAGGGCCACGUCGGUGCAGUCGCGAAUCGACCGGCUUGCCGUCAAAGUCACGCAGCUGGACUCCGGCGGCGAGGAGGGUACGCCUGACCUUCUACCUCCUCAUCAUCAGCAAAAGCCCCUACGUGAGAGUCUGUGUGGUGCACGAGUGUCCUUACAAGAUAUGCACCUGAGAAAAGCAUUCAAGAGUUCUGUCAUAUUCGAUCAGCAAGUUGUUUCAAGAGACACCAUGCCUUCAGCCAUGCUGGAGCAGUACAUGCAAUGUGACAAGCCACCUCCAUUGCAGAAACUCAAUCCUUACAGAGAGGAUGGCAAGGAUGGACUCAAGUUCUACACAGACCCCAACUACUUCUUUGACCUCUGGAGGCAGGAAAUGCUGAAGGAUACUGAGAGAAUGAUGCACGACAGGGGAAAGAAGCCUCAUCGUCCACGAGGAGCAGAAGGCGGCCGACAACACAAGAAACGUGUCCGCCAACCUCACAAUACUCGUGAGAGGCAACGCCAGGUUGCCAUGGGCCAGGGAGAGUAUUUGAUGCCAGAAGCCAAUAGCUAUCGCUCCUCCAAAGCUGGCUCAUACGAAGAAGAUAUGAUUGAUCAACGCCCUCCAAGACCUAGCAGUAUUGAGCUGCGAUCCAACUACAGUGAAAACGAUCAUGGUGGUGGAAUGCAUCCACAGCACCACAUGCUUAAUCAAGAUAACGAUCCUUAUGGUCGCAGCAACUAUCAGCCAGGGUACAACAUGCACACCGCCAUGUACAUUCAGCAGCAGCAGCAACAACAGCAGCAGCAGCAACAUGUUAUUUAUGCCAGAGGAAUGAAUAUGCAGGACCCAUACGGCCACACUGUUGACAACAGACAGUCUGUCAGGUCCAACUCUAUCCCUCAAAAUGGUCCAGGCACUCCUGGACAGCGGCCCUCUCAGCCACCGCCUGCUCCACCCAGCACCAACAACUCUGAAUCGAACACGCCAACGACUUUGUCUGCCUCUGGCACCCCAACGCGCGGCAGGAGCAUGAGCGCCACUCGGGACACCCUGCCACCGCCGCCUCCACCCCCGAACGACAUGGUGACCUCACCGCAGAGCAACGGCUCCAUUCCGUCGCACAUGCGAUCGCAGAUGCGCUCGUCUAUGUCGCCACCACGCACAGCCUCACCGCAUAACCACAUGGAUCACGACUACUUGCCUCCACCGCCGCCCGCCCCAGAGGAGCACAGUGCGCCUCCAUCUCCACCCCCAGCGCCCUCGCCGCCUUCGGCAGCGGUGCCGCCCCCGCCGCCGCCGCCACCUCCUGCAGGUGCCUCUGAAACCGGCCUGCAUCACAUUAUGGCCAACGGGGAUGUCAACAAGGUUAUCCUCAAGUCUCCCCCAAAGAAAGCUCCACCUGCACCCAAACCAGUCGACCCUCGGUCUGACCUGCUCAAAGCCAUUCGCGAUGGUAUCACCCUACGAAAGGUAGAGAAGAGUGAAAUGAAAGAGGUUGAGAAGUCAAACGCACUGCAUGAUGUCGCCUCUAUCCUGGCGCGAAGAGUUGCAGUCGAGUUUUCAGACUCAGAGUCUGGAUCAGAUUCGGAAGAGUCUGAUGGUUGGGAGGAGGAAGGUGGGGGUACUGCUGCCAACGCAACUUAGCAGCCAAAUGAUGAGGAGUAACUCAAGUCAGGCUCUUUAUUUGAAGCUUUUUAUGUAUCUGAGUUAUGGACUGGUUGAGCGCAUUAGUGUGUGGGCAGUGAACAGGAUCGGACUCUUCACGUGGUAACUUUGACUGUGAAAGUUUGAGUUGGGCCUUCCAAGUGGAUUCACGAAUUAAAGCAAAUUUCAAGCUUUGGAAAAGCACUGCAUUUUUCAUAUACACACAUUCCUAACUCGCAUAGGAAUUGUAAUUAACUGAUAUUGUUUAUAUAUUGCUGGAGAGAAUCAAAACCCGCGUAUUGAUUUAUUUAUUAAAGGAGUGCAUGUAAAAAAAUUGUGUAACACUUGCGAAAUGCACUGUAUGAUCCAAAAACGUUUAGAUGUAUUGCCUCAAUAGUUGUUAUUUUUACUUUGUCCGAAAUUAACCAUCUAGCGUCCUGAGCAAUAUUUUAAUUUAAAGUGUAUUUUAUCGAAGCUCAAAAUCCAAACUUGCGCCAAAAUAAUUUAGUAAGAAGUCAAAGUUACCGUGCUUGGGCUGCGGACUUAGACAGAGGUACAAGUCGUGGUCGAGGGAUGGAAUUAUGAAAGGUGUGCCGGAAGUCUUGGAACUUUUUUUAUUUAAUCAACAUAAUCCGUGAACAAGUGUUGGAAAAUGCUUUUGCAAUAUGUAUCACUAUCGACAAGUCUAACUGUAAGAGAUAUCCCAUUUGCUAUCCUGAUCUGAAAUAAAUAAACAGUUUUUCUGCAUGUUUAGUGAA